Fusarium poae is the source of this 1446-nucleotide messenger RNA. RefSeq lists its product as uncharacterized. Bases 1 to 1446 code for a protein of 481 amino acids. Lineage: Eukaryota; Fungi; Ascomycota; Sordariomycetes; Hypocreales; Nectriaceae. The transcript has 3 exons. The record is from RefSeq and is a predicted model, not a curated record.
AUGUCACUGGACCCUGGCCGUGACAUCCAACCUCUCCAAAAGGAUUCGGGCCUCUACUACAUUAACCAGAACGAAGGUCGUUACCCAGAGAGUCCUCUUGAGCCGCUAUUCCAGGCUUUGUAUAUUACAAAUCCUUCUUUCGAUAUCCGCUCUGUCGACGUUGUAACUGAUCGGAACAAUAUUCGUAAGCUUCUGGCCUUCGUCAACCCUGGCUUGACCCCUAGCGACCAUGAGCCAUUCACCAUAGGCGUAGAGGUUAUUGGGACGACUACGUUGUUUCGCCGAGACGAGAUGGCGACCACUAGGUUUAUUGAGCCAAACGAGUUUCGUGGUUUUGGCCAUGAGUUUGAGAAGGCAUGCACUACCGAGCAGGUUGUGGAUAGCGCUGGUCACCACAGGAUCAUCGGGUAUCGAUUUGGUGGCCUAAACUUUAUCGUACGCUACGAAGCCGACGGUUACGUAGGCGACGCUAAGACGGAUUCAUUACAAAUCGAAACUUCACAAGAUGACCCUCUAGUCACCAACAUGAGAGUUCUGUCAUUGUCGCCAGCCACAGCCAUCUCAACCACCACUCCUGCCCUAUCGAAACUGGUCAUCACUGAAGAAGGCCGAGCUGUGCCUCAACAGUCAAUUCUUGAAAUCAAAACCCGAGCAAUCCGGAGACCCUUAUCUGUGCCAGACGUCGCCACACAGCUCUGGGUGUCCCAAACGUCGAAGCUCGUUAGAGCGUAUCAUCAGCAUGGGAAAUUUGAAGCACCCAAAGUCGAGGACGUAGAAGCUCAGAUCAAAAGAUGGGAAGAGCUCAACCAGGCGGACUUGAAGCGAUUAGCGGCCCUAAUCAAAACGAUCUCCAAUUUGGCAAGUCAAUCUGGCGGGAAAGCCACCAUCAGGUGGGAGGAGAAAGGCAAUACGCAAUCGACGACCUCGUUGAGCGUUUAUGAGGAAGCAGAGUUGUCCAAAAUGCUUGAUCAUGGUCAAGGAGAGACCACAGAAACGACUGAAUCCCAUUACGGUGAUGGGCCUUACUCAGAAGUGAUCAGGUAUGGGGUAGAUAAAGGGUUUCGACAAUUCUUUCGCCGCAUGCCUAUGCGGCUCUCCGAAUAUCAUCUUCUUUGUGACGCCCUCGAUUCUCUUACUAUCGAUGUCACUGGUGGCCGUACCAUUCGCGAUAUCAUGUACGACAUGAGGAAAGGCAAGGACGAAUGGGAUCCAGAGGAGAGAUCAAACACCGGAGGGUUUAAGCAUAUCGCACGAGAUUCGGCUUUUCGACUCUUGUACAUGCUUUUGCAGUCAGACGUUGUCGAUACCAACAUGGCCUACAAUGCGGUAUUGUUUGUGGUUUCACACUACCGGAUAUUUAAACACCGAACUCGAAAGAUGGUGAGGGAGGCUUUGGAGGAAAAUUGUCAGAUGUCAGUAAAACAGCGGGCAGGUCUGGAUAAGUGA